Condylura cristata (star-nosed mole) is the source of this 594-nucleotide messenger RNA. RefSeq names its product ribosomal protein S7 (gene RPS7). Gene Ontology annotation, biological process: ribosomal small subunit biogenesis; translation; rRNA processing. Gene Ontology annotation, cellular component: small-subunit processome; cytosolic small ribosomal subunit; ribosome. The transcript is spliced from 4 exons. NCBI's taxonomy places the organism in Eukaryota, Metazoa, Chordata, Mammalia, Eulipotyphla, Talpidae. Gene Ontology annotation, molecular function: structural constituent of ribosome. Bases 1 to 561 code for a protein of 186 amino acids. The record is from RefSeq and is a predicted model, not a curated record.
AUGCGCCCCUUUGUUGCUCUGAGUGUUGGUGUCAGCCUCUGCACCACUGAGGACCGGCCGGUGAGCGACCGGGCCAGCGGGCAUCUGGGCGGCCUGGGCAGCUCCCCCUCACCCCGGGGUCCAGCCAAGGCAGACCGGACCGAAGCCGGCGAGGCCACGCAGGUCUCUGGGCUCACAGCCACAGCCGCCCCCAUGCCCCCAGGCGGUGGCGGCACCACGCUGGUGCGGACCCCAGAAGGAGCCCGCUGCUCCGCAGGUCCCCGCUCUGGGAAAGUGUGGCGAGCAGGGGCCGGCCGCCUCCCCGCCUCCACCGGCCCCGCUGUGCCCCGCAGCCGCACGCUGACGGCCGUGCACGACGCCAUCCUGGAGGACCUGGUGUUCCCCAGCGAGAUCGUGGGCAAGCGCAUCCGCGUGAAGCUGGACGGCAGCCGGCUCAUCAAGGUGCACCUGGACAAGGCGCAGCAGAACAACGUGGAGCACAAGGUGGAGACCUUCUCCGGCGUCUACAAGAAGCUCACGGGCAAGGACGUCAACUUCGAGUUCCCAGAGUUCCAGUUGUGAGGCAGUGACUGAAUAAAGCGGCUUCUGCUCAGG